Molecule: messenger RNA, 2052 nt
Organism: Brenthis ino (lesser marbled fritillary)
Lineage: Eukaryota; Metazoa; Arthropoda; Insecta; Lepidoptera; Nymphalidae
Source: the annotation of a GenBank genome assembly
AUGUUUCCUACUAAUCAUAAAACUAUAUUUGUGUUAGACCAUACGCCCUAUUUUGGGAUUUCUUCUGAUAAUCCCAUUGAUUUUGAUCUCUCAAAAAGCCGGGGACCUGGAUAUGUACCAUUACCACCUGUUUGUAAGUCACUCUGGACAUGCAGUGUGGAAGCAGCGGUAGAGUAUUGCCGUAUUGUGUGGGACCUAUUUCCAGAAGGAAAACUAGUCAGAUUUGUUGUGAGUGAUACCGCUGCUCAUGUAUUAAAUACUUGGGCUGUAGCACAACAAAACUUAACUUUUAUUUUGAAUGGGCUUUGUCUGAUAGGACCAGUGAGAAGGGGAGCUGGUGGAGAUGUAGUAGGUUUGUGUGCAUCUAUUGAAGCACUAGGUGAACCUUCUCCAAUACAAGCUUCUCGUCCUACAGCUGAAAGACAUUUCCAAAAUCGUGGCAGAAUAAUAUGUAUUACUAGUGCAAGAGAUGAUGAUUCCAUCAGGAGUUUAGCAGAGAUUGCAUUGAACUCAUUAGUACAACAAAACAAAAAAGCUUCCACACCACAACCACCUACUACUACAGAUGCAUCAACAACUCCACAAUCCUUAGUUGUACACUACUGCCAUUUAGUAAUAAUUAAUGUAACACCAGAAAAGGCAGACACAAGAGUCAGCAACCAACCACUCAUUGAGAUGGGAGGUGGCCUUAUGGGCGUGGAAGUGAUAGUUUGUCGUGCAAGUGCCUUAGCUAAUUUAUUGGGACGACUUGUUCUACCACAUUACAGACUUGCUAUUACCACAGUGACUGGCAUUCCUAUGAAGGAAGAACAAAAUGCAAGUUCCAGUGCAAAUUAUGAUGUAGAAAUCAUACAUUCAGCAGAAGCACAUGCGGGACUGAGGGCUUCACAGACAGCACAAGAAGCUACUGAAUCUGUGGUGCUGCGCUGGUGGACGCCGCGCGGCGCGGAGGGCGGCGCGGGCGGCUGCCACGGCCCGCUGUGGCGCGUCACGCCGGCCGACGUGGCGUCGCGCCCCUCCGCCUGCCUCGUCAACUUCCUGCUCAACGGCCGCUCCGUCACGCUGGAGGUGCCCAGGAAAGGAGGCGGGCGGUCCGCGUCGCACGUGCUGGCGGCGCAGGGCGGCGAGCUGUGGAUCGGCGCGCUGGGCGGCCGCACGCCCUACGACGACCCGCCCGCGCUCUCCGAGGGCGCGGGGGGGCGCGUCACCGACUAUAGAAUAAAGGAGUUCGGCGCGCUGAUGCAGCAGAACAAGCUGUGCCCCUUGCGCGGCGCCGGCGCCCCCGCGCGCGCGCGCGCCCGCCUCACGCGCCACACCACCUACUGGCCCCUCACUAUAUCCUCCACGCUCAUAUUUAACUUGGGUUCCGUAAUGGAGCCGUUAACCCGCCUGGUUGUGCAAGAGUCCCUCACAGAAGAGGAGGUAGAGGCGUGCCGCGGCGUGCUGCUGUCUCUGCUGGGCAUGGAGUCCCGCCACGAGUUCCCUGCUUCACAAUUACCGUCUAAUUUGAGAGGCAAGUCGGCGGGGCGCCGCGAGGAGCAGUGGCGGCAGGUGUGGGGCGAGCUGGAGGCGCUGGUGCGCGCGCACGCCGCCGCGCCCGCGCACCGCGCGCUGCUGCGCACGCUGCUCGAGUGCCGCGCGCACAACCACCACGGCGCCGACGGCGACUCUCGCGCUACAGUGAUCCGCGCCACGACGGACUCGCCGCUGUCGCCGACGGGCGCGGGCGCGGGCGGGGGCGCGGCGGGGCGGCGGCGCGGGCGCGGGCGACGUGUGGGCGCCGCGCCACGCGCUGGAGGCGCUGCUGGGCGCGCCGCGGCCGCCGCGCCGCGCCGACUUCGCGGGCCGCAUGGCCGCCGGCGCGCGCGUCGCCACGCUCUACCCGCACCUGCAGCAGGAUGUGGACCCGCAGCACUGAUACUUUGUUUCUUUUCUAAUAAACGUUUUAACUCAAACCUCGUCCUUAAAUUCCAUCGACACCGAAAUGUGGACCCGCAACAUAGAUUGAUACUUAUUUGUGAAAACCUUACAAUCAUUUUUGUAAUUAGCUCG